CACACACCAACACCUGUGAUGAAGAUGCUCCUCAGCUUUGUGCUCCUCUCCCUCCUCUUCCCUUCAGCUUUGGCACUGAGUUGCUACGUGUGCACUAAUGCUACCACCAACGACCAAUGCAACCAGAACACUCAGGAGUGUCAGGCACCGCUGGACACGUGCAUGACGUCCGUCGACACUUUAGGUCAAGCCAAAGCCAUAGUGAAGCAGUGUGCCAGCUCGGCCACGUGCACCGGAGCUGCGGCGUCCUCCUCCGUCGAUGAAAACGGAAACGGAAACUCCGUCAACUGCUGCAACAGUUUCAACUUGUGUAACUUUAGCGGCGCCGAGUCCGUCCGUGUGCACACGAGCCUUCUGCUGCUCACUGCAGUUGUGUUACGACUGGUGUCACUGUGACGUGCCAACUCUGUAGAGAGGCGGAGGAUGCUCUAAGUUACCCUGCUGCUCUGUAUAGGACAUUACUGGGAUAAAUGUCUCUGAACAGAAUGUACCUAUACAAGCUGUAAUAUGAUGUAAUAUUAUGUUAUUUAAAAACUGUUUAUCUUUCUAAUUCUAUUGAAGACUGUGCUGUAAACACACACAGCUCCUAUUAAUACACCUGUAUAUACAUGAUUGACAUAUUAAUCUGUUCAACCCUCUUAAUAUACAGUCUACAGUGGCUGUACCGCACAUCAUGAGAAGGCUAAAUGUAUUGUAUGGGUCUUGUGUACGUGUGUGGCAAAUUUGGACCCAUACUCUAAAGCCAACAGGAGAUCUGCCAUUUUGAAUUUAUUGAUCAAUAUUUUGGUGAAAACUGUACGAAUCUUUCAAAUUCUGAUGAGAUUUUUGACCUGAACUAAGCCUCGAGUUUGGGAUAUGUCCGGCGGCAUAUUCAUAAACAUUUUGCAGCAAAUAUAGACGCCCUCUUCUGGUCAUUAAAGAUAUUACAGGUUUCAGGCUCUCAGAUGACACAAUCCUGGCCCCAUGCAGUCUCAUGAAGUCAAAGUUAUUUUUUAAAUAUUAUAGUAGUACUUAAAUAAAUUGUCAUUUUAUAAUCAGGGAUUGUUUUCCCUCCUUUUUUUAAAGAAUCAAAAUGGACUACAACAUGGAGCCUCCCUUCACACACCAACAUUAACCAACUAAGUCCGUUUCUAGAAAUAAAGAAUCUGAAAGGAUUGAAGAAUAAUAAAUCUAUCUUUGAUAAGAA
Molecule: messenger RNA, 1186 nt
Organism: Limanda limanda (common dab)
Lineage: Eukaryota; Metazoa; Chordata; Actinopteri; Pleuronectiformes; Pleuronectidae
Product: lymphocyte antigen 6E-like
Exons: 3
Coding region: 19-396 (125 amino acids)
Source: RefSeq, a predicted model, not a curated record